AUGCCAAAGCGAAAAAAGGCUCCUUCGCCUAAAUUUGAUCUACUCGAAGAUGGUUUCGAUGACGAUCUCAGCUCGAAUGACGACAAACCAGGAACGCCGAUCCAGCGAAACGCAGCCAACGCACGCGAACGAGCGCGCAUGCGAGUCCUGUCGAAGGCAUUCUUCAACCUGAAGCGCAACAUACCCUGGGUGCCGGCGGACACGAAGCUCUCCAAGCUGGACACGCUCCGGCUGGCCAAAAACUACAUCACCUACCUGGCGGCCACACUCGACGGCCAAUCGGUGGAGGACUUCUCCACUAACCUGGCGCAACCGCCCAAAACGGCAUGGCCGUUCAUCUUCCAGCAAGUUCAGCCUCACGAGACAAACAAAACGAAACAGCACCAACAGCAGCCAACGGCGCAUUCUACGACGUUUUCGGCGACGCCACCGAAUGUCGGUCAGUCCACAUGUGCGACUGAGCAGCAGAAGUGGCUCGGCUAUCACCAAAAGGAGGCGAUCUCCGGUCGGGCUCCGACUGGCGGUGGAUCAGAAAAUAUCAAAUCUCAAAGUGUCGCACCCCCGUCAAACACUUUGCUGGGGUUCCCGGAAAAUCAUGCCACCUCAGCCGGCAGUAUGGAGGGUGUGAGCGAGUUCGGUGGGUUUGGAGAUGCGAUGGGAGCGUUGGUGGGCUCGGGGACAACCCACGGGGGUCACCAGCACCAUCACAAUCUGCCACAGGAGCCCCAUCACCGGCAACAGCACUCGCUCAUGCAGCAGGAUCAGCACCAGCUCCAUCAGCAACCCCAUCAUUAUGCGACGACCGGCGGCGGCAUGCCAGUAGUGCUCAAUGACGGGUGCCACAUGGGCGGUGCCGUUGGAAUGUCCGGAGCGUACCACCGGCAGCAUAUGGCCCCGAUUGGUAGUGAUUGA
Molecule: messenger RNA, 912 nt
Organism: Anopheles nili
Lineage: Eukaryota; Metazoa; Arthropoda; Insecta; Diptera; Culicidae
Gene: HLH54F
Product: basic helix-loop-helix neural transcription factor TAP
Exons: 3
Coding region: 1-912 (303 amino acids)
Biological process (GO): developmental process; regulation of transcription by RNA polymerase II
Molecular function (GO): protein dimerization activity; RNA polymerase II transcription regulatory region sequence-specific DNA binding; DNA-binding transcription factor activity, RNA polymerase II-specific
Source: RefSeq, a predicted model, not a curated record